AUGCAUCACCUCCACCUCUUACUAUCACUAUUUCUUGCGAUCGCAACCCCACUAGCAUGGGCCGCCCCAGCAACAGAGCACCAGGGCCAACUAUCACUGUCCCAAGUAUAUGACACAACAGACAAGCUCCCCCUCCCAAAUGAAGGCAACCUCCCAGUCCACGACCCAAACAUCAUCCAGCACGAUGACCACUACUACCUCUUCAAGGGCGGCAUCAACAUCCCAAUCUUCAAAUCAGCCAACAUGUCUGGACCCUGGGAAAAGAUCGGCACAGUUCUAGACGGCGACAGCAUAAUCCACAAAGGCAACCGUUCCCGUCCCUGGGCCCCAACAACAAUCGAGAAAGACGGCAAAUUCUACUGCUUCUAUACGCUCAGCUUCAGAGGGUCCCGGAAUAGUGCUAUCGGCGUUGCAACGACGACAAAGCUGGACGGGAGUGCGUGGACCGAUCACGGUGUCUUGAUUAACACGGGCAAAGGCCCCGGGUCAGAUGUGUAUCCGUAUACGAUCACGAAUGCAAUUGAUGCGUCGUUCAUUAUCGAUCAGGAUUCUGGCCAGGCGUAUCUUAACUACGGCAGUUUCUGGCAUAAUAUCUGGCAAGUGCCGUUGUCGGAGGAUCUCCUUUCUGUUAAGCAUGCCCAUAAGCCCGAUGCUGUGCAGUUGACUUUUGUUCCGCAUACGAAUGAUAGGCCUGAGGAGGGGUCUUGGAUGAGCUACCGUGGCGGCUGGUACUAUACUUGGUUUAGUCGUGGGAAGUGUUGCCAUUUCGAUGGCAAAUUUCCUGGUCGUGGCGAUGAGUAUAGUAUUCGGGUUGGGAGGUCCAAGAAUGUUCGUGGUCCGUUUGUGGAUCGGGGUGGGAAGCUUUUGACCGAGGGUGGUGGUGAGGUUGUUUAUGGCUCUAACAAUGGGGUUGUUUAUGCUCCUGGUGGCCUUGGUGUACUUCCUGCGAGCAAUGAGUCUGUGCCGGAUAUUCUUUACUAUCACUAUUUGGAUACUAGGAUGGGGUUCAAGGAUGGACAAGCUCGUCUUGGAUGGAAUUACUUGAAAUAUGAGGAUGGUUGGCCAGUCCCUAUCGAGGGCCAGGAUGAGGUGGCUAGCAAAGAGGCUGCCAAAUCCAGUGCUAGGUCCGUUCAUGGGAUUUAUGGUUGGGGCCAUCUCUCCGUGAGUAUGGGUAAGUAG
Messenger RNA from Penicillium antarcticum, 1179 nucleotides. RefSeq lists its product as uncharacterized. Gene Ontology annotation, biological process: carbohydrate metabolic process. Lineage: Eukaryota; Fungi; Ascomycota; Eurotiomycetes; Eurotiales; Aspergillaceae. Bases 1 to 1179 code for a protein of 392 amino acids. The record is from RefSeq and is a predicted model, not a curated record. The transcript is spliced from 2 exons. Gene Ontology annotation, molecular function: arabinan endo-1,5-alpha-L-arabinosidase activity.